Molecule: messenger RNA, 3352 nt
Organism: Mirounga angustirostris (Northern elephant seal)
Lineage: Eukaryota; Metazoa; Chordata; Mammalia; Carnivora; Phocidae
Gene: PMS1
Product: PMS1 homolog 1, mismatch repair system component
Exons: 14
Coding region: 487-3276 (929 amino acids)
Biological process (GO): mismatch repair
Cellular component (GO): MutLalpha complex
Molecular function (GO): ATP hydrolysis activity; mismatched DNA binding; ATP-dependent DNA damage sensor activity
Source: RefSeq, a predicted model, not a curated record
GAGCGGUGUUUAAGCAGGGCUCGGUCGGUUUCUCUCUGGUUUGGCCAUUCCUGACUAAAUCGUGCUUGGGCCUUUGUUACAGCCCAUUUCCCAGAACCUUCUGAGUGCAGGAUUUGAAGUUGUUUGCCGGGCAGACAUUUUAACUCCGGACAGCCAUAACUCGUGAAUGUAGUAUAUAUUGUAUGUUGUGGCGACAUACAAGUGAUGCAAGCAAACUCUCACUUAACCAUGAUUUUUACUGGUGUCAUUUUGGGUUUACCCACACGUUGAAGACAGGCAUCUGUAUGACAUGCUGAGGAAGUGUGAAUUCCAAAAAUUGAUCUUAUUUGAGAAUGGAGAGAAAAGGUACCUUGUUGUCCUUAACUGACUUUCCUGGGCGGUACUCUUUCAGGAGUGUUUGCUUUCCCUCCCAGCAAAUAUGGAGGAAGACUGAUUCCUGAUAUUCUCACACAUUCUGUGCCGUGAUCUACUCUACUAAAAGCUAGAAUGAAACAGUUGCCUGCAGCAACAGUGCGCCUCCUUUCAAGUUCUCAAAUAAUCACUUCAGUGGUCAGUGUGGUUAAAGAGCUCAUUGAAAACUCCUUGGAUGCAGGUGCCACAAGCAUAGAUGUUAAACUGGAGAACUAUGGAUUUGAUAAAAUUGAGGUGCGAGACAAUGGUGAGGGUAUCAAGGCCAUUGAUGCACCUGUAAUGGCAAUAAAAUACUAUACUUCAAAAAUAAGUAGUCAUGAAGAUCUUGAAAAUUUGACAACUUACGGUUUUCGUGGAGAAGCCUUGGGAUCAAUUUGUUGUGUAGCUGAGGUUUUAAUUACUACAAGGACAGCUUCUGAUCAUUUUAGCACCCAGUAUGUUUUAGAUGGCAGCGGCCACAUAAUUUCUCAAAAACCUUCACAUCUUGGUCAAGGUACAACUGUAACUGCUUUAAGAUUGUUUAAGAAUCUACCUGUAAGAAAGCAGUUCUACUCAACUGCUAAAAAAUGUAAAGAUGAAAUAAAAAAGGUCCAGGAUCUCCUCAUAAGCUAUGGUAUACUUAAGCCUGACUUAAGGAUUGUUUUUAUACAUAACAAGGCAGUUAUUUGGCAGAAAACUAGAGUAUCUGAUCAUAAGAUGGCUCUCAUGUCUGUUCUGGGGACUGGCGUUAUGGGCAAUAUGGAAUCCUUUCAGUAUCACUCUGAAGAGUCUCAGAUUUAUCUAAGUGGAUUUCUUCCAAAGCAUGAUGCAGACCACUCUUUAACAAGUCUUUCAACCCCAGAAAGGAGUUUUAUCUUUAUAAACAGUCGACCAAUACAUCAAAAAGACAUAUUAAAGCUAAUCCGACAUUAUUACAAUCUGAAGUGCCUAAAGGAAUCUACUCGCUUGUAUCCCAUUUUCUUUCUGAAAAUUGAUGUUCCUACAGCUGAUGUGGACAUAAAUUUAACACCAGAUAAAAGUCAAGUGUUAUUACAGAAUAAGGAAUCUGUUUUAAUUGCUCUUGAAAAUCUGAUGACGACUUGUUAUGGAUCACUACCUAGUACAGAUUCUUACGAAAAUAAUAAAACAGAUGUUUCCUCAGCUGACAUGGUUGUUAGUAAUACAACAGAAACAGAUGUGCUUUUUAAUAAGAUGGAAUCAUCUGGAAAUAAUUAUCCAAAUGUUGAUUCUUCAGCCAUUCCUUUCCAAAAUGAUGUGCAUAAUGAUAAAUCUGGGAAAAACACUAAUUAUUGUUUAAAUCAUCAGGUACAUGUUGAUGACCAUUAUGAUAAUUUUAAUAGUGAAAAUUCUAACGUUGAUAAAAACACUAGAAAUACAUUUCAACAGAUCCCAGUGAAUAAUUUAUCAUGUGAGGAUGCCCAGAAGGAAUGUAGUGAAACUUGUUUUGUAAGUUCUGUUAAGCAGACCCAAUCAGAAAAUGGCAAUAAAAACAGUAGAGAUGAGAGUAAGAAAAAUGAGGAAGCAGCAGUUCCUGAGAAGUCUUUGGAAAUCUGUGCAGAUGACUGGAGCAAGGGAAAUACACUUAAAAAUUCAAUGGGAGAAAACAUUGAACCUGUGAAAAUUUUAGUGCCUCAAGAAAGUUCAGUAUGUAAACUCAAUAAUAAUGCUUAUCCAAGCCCUGAACAAAAGAAUCUCAGUGAAGGUUCCUGUAACAAAAAAUCAAAUGUAGUAGAUAACAAAUCUGGACAGCUUACAGCGUAUGAUUUAAUUAGCAAUCGGGUAAUCAAGAAACCCAUGUCAGCAAGCGCCCUUUUUGUUCAAGAUCAUCGUGCUCAGUUUCUCACAGAAAAUCCUAAGACCAAUUUGGAGGAUACAACAGUACAAAUUGAAGAACUGUGGAAGACAUUGAGUGAAGAGGAAAAACUGAAAUAUGAAGAGAAGGCUACUAAAGAUUUGGAACGAUACAAUAGGCAAAUCAAGAGAGCCAUUGAAAAGGAGCCACAAAUAUCAUUUAAGGAUGGCAGAAAAAAGAUAAAGCCCACCAGUGCAUGGAAUUUGGCACAGAAGCACAAAUUGAAAACUUCAUUAUCUAAUCAGCCAAAAGUUGAUGAGCUCUUUCAAUCCCAAAUUGAAAAAAAGAACCAAAACAUUAAAAUAGUUCAGAUCCCCUUUUCUAUGGAAAACUUAAAAAAAAAUUUUGAGAAACAUAAAAUUGACUUAGAAGAGAAGGAGGAACUUUGCUUGCUUCACAAUCUCAAGUUUCCUGAUGCAUGGCUAAUUACAUCCAAAACAGAGAUAAUGUUAUUAAAUCCUUACAGAGUGGAAGAAGCCCUGCUAUUUAAAAGACUUAUUGAGAAUCAUAAACUUCCUGCAGAGCCACUGGAAAAGCCCAUUAUAUUAACAGAGAAUCUUUUUAAUGGAUCUCAUUAUUUAGAGAUUUUAUGUAAAAUGACCACAGAUGAUCAGAGAUAUAGUGGAUCAACUUACCUGUCUGAUCCUCGUCUCACAGCAAAUGGUUUCAAGAUAAAAUGGAUACCAGGUGUUUCCAUUGCCGAAGACUACUUGGAAAUAGAAGAAAUGGCUAAUUGUCUCCCAUUCUAUGGAGUGAUGGACUUAAAAGAAAUUCUUAAUUCUAUAUUAAACAAAAAUGCAAAGGAAGUUUAUGAGUGUAGACCUCGCAAAGUGAUAAGUUAUUUAGAGGGAGAAGCAGUGCGUCUAUCUAGACAGUUGCCCAUGUACUUAUCCAAAGAGGACGUCCAAGACAUUAUCUACAGAAUGAAGGACCAAUUUGGAAAUGAAAUUAAAGGGUGUGUUCAUGGUCGCCCAUUUUUUCAUCAUUUAACCUAUCUUCCAGAAACUACCUGAUUAAAUAUGUUUAAGAAAAUUUGUUACUAUUGAAAUUGAUUUGGUAAUAAAAUAAUAUGAGUCAGUUUUUAAACCA